This is a messenger RNA of Gadus morhua (Atlantic cod), 7166 nucleotides long. RefSeq names its product protein Aster-B. NCBI's taxonomy places the organism in Eukaryota, Metazoa, Chordata, Actinopteri, Gadiformes, Gadidae. Gene Ontology annotation, molecular function: cholesterol transfer activity; cholesterol binding. Gene Ontology annotation, cellular component: plasma membrane; endoplasmic reticulum membrane; endoplasmic reticulum-plasma membrane contact site. Gene Ontology annotation, biological process: intracellular sterol transport. The record is from RefSeq and is a predicted model, not a curated record. Bases 538 to 3102 code for a protein of 854 amino acids. The transcript has 21 exons.
GUUCAUCUGCAGAGCAAGGACUCUGCUGCAUAUGAGAGAGGGAGCAUGUGAGCGUUAGCUCUCUCUCUCUUAGCCGAUGUAAACUGAUCUAUGCACACCUAAACCUGCGCAAAUGCCUCGUGCACAGCCUACGUGCACUCGACUCCCGGGACACCGACGGCAGCUGGACGAAUCCGCCAGUCGACAGAAGUUUUUGAAGAACUGAGCAUCCCGGCAUUGCAGUUCUUCCUCCCGAUCCGGGGCUGUCUGGCUGGAAGCUCUCUCGCUUUCUCGCCCUCUCGCCCUCUCGCUCUUUUUUUCUUUGACUCACUCAACCUUCUGCACUGGAGCAAGGACCUGGGGCAGACGUACGCCUGCUCUGGCCCUCUCGAUGGGCAUCGGUUCCAGGCCCCGGGCACCUGUGUUUACCUCCCUUCCUCCUCUACCACCACCACCACCUCCACCAGCACCACAGCAACACCCACGAUGCCCCCGACGGACGGGCUUGGUGAGCGGGGGAAACCUGGCUAAGCACACGGGGAAACUCUUCCUUCACCAAUGAAAGGCUUCAAACUCGCCUGCACCGCCAGUAACUCCAACCGGAGCACGCCUGCAUGCUCGCCUGUCCUGCGGAAACGCUCCCGCUCCUCCACCCCCCAGCUCAGCCCCGACAACGAGAGCUACACCAUGGUGGAGAAGGGCUCGCUAGACCCGGCCCCCGACCGGUCACCCUCCACCCCCGAGCCCGCGGCCCAGAACCACCACCAGCAGCAGCCCCAGCAGCAGCAGCCGCCCCAGCAGACCCAGCAGACCCAGCAGACCCAGCCGCACCAGCAGCAGCCCCAGCAGCAGCAGCCCCAGCCCCAGCAGCAGCAGCAGCAGCAGCAGCAGCAGCAGCAGCAGCAGCAGCAGCGGGUCUACUCCCAGCCUGCCCAUCUCACCACCAACACCACCAGCUCCCGAAGUGGGGGCAAGAACACCAAGUCCCACAAGCGGCACACUAAAAAAAGCCAGAGCUGGUACAAUGUAUUGAGUCCCACCUACAAGCAACGCAAUGAAGACUUCAGAAAGCUCUUCAAAUCACUACCGGACACUGAGCGACUCAUUGUGGACUACUCCUGUGCACUGCAGAGAGAUAUCCUCCUGCAGGGCCGUCUCUACCUCUCUGAGAACUGGAUCUGCUUCUACAGCAACAUCUUCCGAUGGGAAACCCUGCUGAUGGUUCGCCUGAAGGACAUUUGCACCAUGACCAAGGAGAAGACGGCUCGGCUCAUUCCCAAUGCCAUCCAGCUGUGCACCGACAAUGAGAAGCACUUUUUCACGUCCUUUGGGGCGAGGGACCGCACCUACAUGAUGAUGUUCCGGCUCUGGCAGAACGCUCUCCUGGAGAAGCCCCUGUGCCCCAAAGAGUUGUGGCAUUUUGUCCAUCAGUGCUAUGGCAGCGAACUGGGGCUGACCAGCGAUGACGAGGACUACGUCCCCCCCGAUGAUGACUUCAACACCAUGGGGUACUGCGAGGAGCUCCCGGCCGAGGACAGCAGCGAGCACCACCCGGACGCAUGCAACACCCCGGCCAAGACCCCCCCUGACAUAGGCAACCCGGGAACCCUGCUGCUCCCGCAGGAGGCCUACAUCGGGGUGGACCACGACCGGCCUGGACUAGAAGCCCUUCUGCCUGACGAGCUGCCCCUGGGCUUGGUCGAGGAGGACCCCCCCACACCGCUCCGCGAGGGAGAGGUCCCGCCCCCUCCUCUGCUGGCCGAGGAGCAGGCGGACCAGCAGGACGUAGGUCACAGCCCGGCGCCCUCGCUCGACCUCGACGAGCACGAGGAGCUGCCCACCGAGCUCAGCGACUCCUCAGAGACCCACGACGAAGGCGAAGUGCAGGCCUUCCAAGAGGAUCUGCGGGGGCGGCAGUACAUCAACGAGGUGUACAAGUUCAGCGUGGACAAGAUGUUCAGCGUCCUCUUCACCGAGUCCCCCUUCAUGAGGGGCUUCCUGGAGCAGCGCCGGUUCUCUGACGUUGUGAAUCGUCCCUGGACUACAGAGCUGGAGGCCGAUCAGACCAGAGAGCUCACGUACAACGUGUCCCUGAGCAACCCCCUGACGCCCAAGACAGCCGCUGUCUCAGAGACACAGACUCUGUACAAAGCCAGCCAGGAGAGGGAGUGCUAUAUCGUGGAUGCGGAGGUUGUGACCCACCAUGUGCCCUACCACGACUACUUCUACACCCUCAACCGCUACGUCCUCACCAGGGUGGCCAAGCACAAAUGUCGGCUGAGGGUGUCAACAGAGAUCCGCUACAGGAAGCAGCCGUGGGGGCUGGUGAAAGGCUUCAUCGAGAGGAGCUCCUGGAGUGGCCUGGACGAAUACUUCAGACACUUAGAGCUGGCGCUGGCCAAGGCGGAGGAGGCGCUGUCGGAGCCCCUCCGGCGGUCGCUGCGGUCCAUGCCGGUGAGGACGGGCGCCGUGCGGCGCAGGAAGAGGCCCCCGCUCGCCGUGCUCCUCCUGGCCCCGGGCCUGGCCCACGAGGCCCUGAGGACCGGCGCCCAGCCCGAGGACGAGGACGAGGAGGAGGAGGAGGAGGAGGAGGAGGAGGAGGAGGAAGAGGACGGCGUGGCGGAGCAGGGCAUCCGGCGCAUUAAGCACGUGGCAGGCUCCACGCAGACCAGGCAUGUCCCGGACCGUGUGCCCGGGGGCGGGGCUGGAGGAGGAGGGGGGGGGGGCCUGGCGCUCCAUGGCGUCUCGAAGAUGCUGCUCCUCAUCAGCUAUGUGAUUUGUCUAAGCUUGGUGUUGCUGGUGUUCCUGAACAUGAUGUUGUUCUACAAGCUGUGGGGGCUGGAGUACACCGCACAGAGCCUCACCUCCUGGCGCGAUCUGCAACCACAGGAGAGCAAACCUCCCCAGACCAACCUUGAGUGGACGCAACUGUUGGAGUCCCAGCAGCGUUACCAUGACGACGAGCUCCAGAAAUGGAAGGAGAUCCUGGAGUCGUCCGUGUUGCUGCUGUACGAGAUGAAGAGCUCCCUACUCCACCUCCAGAACGACGACGGGGGGGCCACGGAGAGCCAGAGAGCAGAGGAGCAGGGGGGGGCCCCGGGCCCCUCGGUGCCACAGGUGUGAGGCCCCCAUCGCAAAGCUCCCCUCAGAAUGGCCCAAUCGCAAUAUCUCAAAAGGCACGCACGCCCACACACACACACACACACGCAUACACACACACACACACACACACACACACGCACACACACACGCAUACACACACACACACACACACACGCACACACACACACACGCACACAAACACACACACACACACACGCGCACACAAUCCACUCAGCCCUCGGCUGAUCACUCCACCCAUUGCACCGUCACAAUGAGAUGCUGCAUGCCUCUGCACCACCGGCAUCUCACAGGCUGAAAGAGGGAGCAGGAAGCUGCAGCGUUCGUCUUUGUCGCACAACUUCCUGUCUUCAAGUUUAUUUGGAGGAGGAGGGGUGGGGGCGGGGGGAAGAGGAGUGGGGCUGUGGGGGACGUUUUUUCAGCACACGCAGCAUCCAAGAUGGCGUUUGACUGGGAAGCAUGCAAUACACGUCAUCUUCACGGCUGUUGGUUUCACCGGAACAAAACGAAAGAGGCAGAACUUUUCCCCACAAGCUCCGGCUAUUAUACUGCAGUUGUAUUACUAGUAAUGCUAGUGUUCCCUCAACCACAUACAACAGGACUAUUCACUCCGCCGUCUGACUGCAUUACGUCAAGCUGAUCAUCCGUGGAGCGGAACGCAGUGACGACAAAGGCAGUAACCAUAAGUGUGUGUUUGUGCGUGUGCUUGUGCGUGUGGGCGCAUGCAUGUGAGUGUGCGUCUGUGCACGUGUGUGUAUGUGCGUGUGUAUGUAUGCCGGUAAGUGUAUGUUUGUGUGUGCGUGUGAAUGCCUGUGGGUGCAAUCGUGUUUGUGUCGGUGUGUGUGUAUGGGGGGGGAGGUUGUGUGUCUGUGAGUACACAUGCUCCUAAGCGUGAAUGCAUUAGCACCCGUACAUGAUCAUCUUAUCUUUGAUGGAAUUUUUAAAAGGAAGUGACUUGCAGUCAGGGCUACUUUUUAUAUAUUUAGGCAAUCUAGAGCUGGUCUCCCUGGUAGCCUAUGCCAGACUUGUUGCGUUUCUAUGUCGUCUGUCAUGUUUUUUAUAAGCCAAACAAACUACAACAACCAAACACAAACACAAAAUAGUCAAUUCUGUGGAUCAAGCUUUGUUUUUGUCAAGACAAUAGACUGGUGAGGGAGGAUUUGAAGCGGUAAGAAUGUAUCAGGCUUAGAAAUCAACUUUUCAAAUGUGUAGCCCAGAAAAAAUGAUUUUCCCUCCUCUUGAUGCCCUGGCCAGCAUAAAUUAUUGUUCCUGUAUUUUUAUUAUUUAAUUAUCAAAAACAUUUAAGUAUUCUACUGGCGUUUGAAGUAAAUAUCUAUGCUGUUUAUUUUCUGCUAUGAUUUACAUGUGAGUACAACUUUAUUGUGGGAAUGGUAAAAUUAAUCCAAUGGUAGCUGCCACGUCUGGAUGCUAAAAAAACAGCAUCUCUUGUUAGGAGCAUUGCAUCGUGAGCCUGUGGAACUUGUACGAGGAAUGAUUUAUCCCUUUAUCUGUAGGGGUCGGAGAGAAAACUUCACACCUACAUAACAUAUGUUUUGUGUUGAUAUUCUGUUUGACAUGUCAUCUGUUUUGUAUCAGAACAAGGAGUGGCUGACAAUAGGUUCUUCUUCUUACUUUUCCAACUCUAGUUGAUCAUACAUUUUGAAAGCCCUCUGCAGUCUCCUAGUAACCGUUGCUAAGCAGAAACCGCUUUCGGAGGAUGAGAAUCACAUUUUAGCAGCCGGGAUUUGAUCGUUUUCACUGGAUUCGCUUUUUCUAUCAUUCGUCUUUGUACUUUGUUGCCCAAAAAUAUUUAUUUAAUGAGUUUCAUUUCAUUUCAGGAUUUUUUCAUGAGACACUGAGCCACGUUUCUGAUUAAUGAUUAUAUGAUGUUGGGCUUAACUUUAUUCUGAUCUUAUUUUUGCUUGCAAAAUGUUGGCCUUUUCAUUUUGAUUUCCUCUUUAAUUAACAGCUCUGCCAAUGUAAACCAUACAAAAAUGUUCUACAGCGUUUCCCCUGGAGUGAGACCUACCAAAACAGCAUGUUCUCUUUGUGCUUGUAUUGAGGCAGAGCAAGUCUGUUAAAAUGUUAGCAAGCCAUACAUAUGAAAAGAUCAGUUGAUGAUAUCUUUUGACCAUUAAAGACUAUAAGCUGAGCGAGAGGCGCUGACUAAAAGAAAAACUUAAUCCACACGGUAUACAGAAGCAAGCUAUUCUGGAUGUUAUUAUCUGUGUAUGGUGACAUAAAAAAAGAAAAUGUGCAUUGAAAAGAAUAUAAGCCAACAGUAUUGUCUUUGGUGCUGCCAUCCAUCAUAACUACCGUUCAACGUCUGUCUUCCUCAAACAUGGCGGUUAUAUGCUUGUGCAUGUUGAUGUGUAGUCUAGCCAAGGCAUGGCCAAUCCUUCUGGUUUCUCUCUAACGGUCAGACGUUUGUUUCGUUGUUUUAAAAGAUCUGUCCGUGGAAACCAGCUAUGCCCAUUCUACCUGUAAAUCUACACACACUACAGCAAAUAACUGAUGCUAGACUAGACUAAACACAGGGAAGAUGAAAAGCUUGCUUAUUGAGAAGUAUUUCUUUAAAGACAUGUUUAGGUUCAGUUAAGAUUAAUGUAUGGCAAAAAAAACGACACUGUUACAAAUUUGAAACAUGAUCCGACAAUUAAAGGUAGGGCAGGCAAUUUGUAUAAAACAGCCAGAGUAACCCAAUAAAUCCCAACUCUCCCUUCUGGAGCCCCACCAAAGCCACUCCCUCAACACAUGGGAGUAGCUCUCUAGCUUUUGCAACAGGUCUGCCCAGCCUUGUUGAAGACUCCCGGUCCAGUGCAUUGAAUGCACGAGCAAUUAUUUCAUUGGGCCCAAAGAAACGAUCAAACAGGCAUAAUACAGGCCUGCGGCAGCCACAGUUACAGAUCUUUUUUUGGUCAGAGCAUUUGGCUUUUUUGAUUGAUGUCGGGAUGUAAAGGGAAUUUCAACAAAUAUGACAAAAAAGUGCUUCUAAAAUAAAUUGCCUACACUAGUUUUAGCACCGCAGCAUGUCCAUUUUUACUUUGCUCACUGCUAACAGGGACCCUUCACUGCGACUGCUUAGCUUUGGUGUUAAGCACAAUGCUCAUGGUGCUAAAUGGACCACCUUUUCUUAAUUAUUUGAAUACAAUUUCACUUUUGACAGUGACUUUUUUAUUUCAGUGUCGGUUUGGUUUUCUUCAUAAAACCCUAUUGGGCAAUGCUGGUAAAAAAAAAAAAAGAGUAUAUCUGUUAUAUGACAGGAUCUAUAGUAUAAUGGCAACUGCAUGGCUCUAAUAACUGCUAGCAAUAAGAAUAUUGUUGAAUUAAAUAUAAAUUAGGAAUAAUCAUGUAUAUAAUGAUGAUGUUUUUGCUGAGCCUUAUUGUCUUCCAGACUUGAAAUGCGUAGGAGUGAUUCGUUGGAUAAGCAAGCAUUCUUUUUUUCUUUUUUUUCAAUUCAACCAUUAAAAGUAAAAGCAGCAGCAUAAUUUGCCAUAAAUUCUCUACUCAGUUUCAAUAUCAAAUGUUUGCCAAAUGUCAUCAUUGAAUGUGAUGCUUCUAACAUAAUCACUUGAGUGCUUCAGAGAUGGGCAUAUGUAUUUAAGAUGUCACACUCAUGAAAAGACCAGAUAUCAAGAGCACUGUUUGAAAAGGCAUGCUUCCAUGACAAUCCCACGAGUCCAUCCAAGCACAUUCAUGCAAGUUGCACACGCAUAUACACACAGUACGCGACCAAACCACUUGGGUUUUCUUUUGCCAUAUGAUACCAUUCUCUGUAAUGUAGCAUUGUAUAUGUACUUGUGCGCCUGUACCUUGUAAGACCUAACCAGAGAUUUAAAAAAAAACGUAUUUUGAUGUGCAUAUAUGAAAUAUUUAUUUAAAUAUAAUAAUGUAAUGUAUAUGUUUGUGUAUAGUUCUAGUGAUAUGGACUCCUGGGUCUUAAACCAUGCGGGCAGUGGUUUAGGACAACAAUAACAGAAAUGUAUUCAAGAUGGUUAUGAUCCAUAAGAGGCUAUGCAAAAGCUGAAAAGUAGAGAUGGAAUGAAGAGUAAAAUACAUACAAUCUA